Molecule: messenger RNA, 4619 nt
Organism: Carcharodon carcharias (great white shark)
Lineage: Eukaryota; Metazoa; Chordata; Chondrichthyes; Lamniformes; Lamnidae
Gene: foxred1
Product: FAD-dependent oxidoreductase domain containing 1
Exons: 11
Coding region: 9-1538 (509 amino acids)
Cellular component (GO): cytoplasm
Molecular function (GO): oxidoreductase activity
Source: RefSeq, a predicted model, not a curated record
UAGGCGGAAUGUUUCUUUGGAGUUGUUGUGGAUCUCGAGCUCUCGGCUUUCCGGGCUUCCCGCACCGCUGUGCGUGUUUGCUGGGCCGACGGCAAGGCCGUGCCGGCGUCAGCAGCGGCGGCGGCGGCGGCGCACAUGCACGGAAACGUGACUUCAUUCAAGAUCUAGAGAAGGAGUUUGUCAAAAUCAAGCAGAAAACAAAGGAAGCAUUCCCUGGCAGUGGCUGGAGUCCACUGCACCAGGCUCCUGGGCUGCCUCCCGAGUGGGCUGACAUCGUCAUUGUGGGAGGAGGAGUAAUUGGCUGGUCCACUGCUUACUGGUUGAAGAAAAAGGAAGCAAUACGGGAAGGGGUCCGGGUGGUGGUAAUAGAGAGAGACCCAACUUAUGCCAAAGCCUCCACAGUCUUGGCAGUAGGAGGAAUUCGCCAGCAGUUCUCUCGACCAGAAAACAUCCACCUGUCCAUGCAGUCUGCUCACUUCCUUCGUAAUAUCCAGGAACACUUAAAUGUGGUGAACGAAGAACCUGUAGAUAUCCAGUUCAACCCUUCGGGCUAUCUAUUUCUGGCUGGGAAGGAGCAGAGUGAGAUUUUGGAGGAAAAUUAUCGAAUUCAGAGGGCUGAGGGAGCAGCAGUCACUCUGCUAACACCACAGCAGUUACAGAGGAAGUUCCCGUGGAUCAACACAGAUGGGAUCACUGUAGCUUCAUAUGGUCUGGAGAACGAAGGUUGGUUCGAUCCCUGGCUGCUGCUGAAUGCUUUCCGUAGGAAGGCGAUAUCAAUGGGCGUGUAUUCAUGUCAUGGAGAGGUGGUAGGCUUUCAAUAUUCAACCAGAGAUAUGAAAACAGAUGAUGGCAGGAGCGUCACACUGAAAAGAAUUCACCAUGUCAAUGUACGGAUGCCAAAUAGUAUGGAGUACCAGCCAGUGCAGUGUGCGCUGAUCAUCAAUGAGGCUGGAGCGUGGUCAGGCAAAGUGGCAGAAAUGAUCGGUAUUGGUAAUGGACCUGAAGGCACCUUGGAAGGCAUAAAACUCCCAGUAGAGCCCAGGAAAAGAUAUGUGUAUGUUUUCCACUGUCCAAAUGGUCCAGGACUGGAAUGUCCAUUUAUCAUUGACCACAAGGGGGUUUACUUCCGUCGAGAAGGUUUAGGAGGAAAUUACCUAGGAGGACUUUCUCCAGCUGAGGAGGAAGAACCAGACAUCAGUGAUCUGGAAGUGGAUUACAAAUACUUUGACGAGGCAGUGUGGCCCAAUCUGGCUCAGAGAGUCCCCGCCUUCGAGUCCUUGAAGUUGAAAAGCGCCUGGGCAGGUUACUACGAUUACAACACCUUUGACCAGAAUGCAAUCAUCGGCACUCAUCCACUGGUUGCCAACAUGUAUUUUGCGACCGGCUUCAGUGGGCAUGGCCUGCAGCACUCGCCUGCUGUGGGUAGAGCUAUUGCUGAACUCAUUCUUGAUGGAAAGUUCAAAACACUUGACCUUGGAGCAUUUGACUUUAUCCGAUUCUACAGAGGAAAUAAAGUAAUGGAAAAUAAUAUAGUGUGAAAUCCUGCAGCACUGCUGUGCUCACACUUCCUAAAAGACAUGAAAUAGAUUAUUUUUGAUGAACUCUUCGUUUCUACUUCAUUAGACAGUAAUCAUGGCAGAUCCUGGGUUUGCCUUACGUGGAUGUUUGGAAGCUCUUGGACUGCACUUUUAAAGAGAACUUUAAUUCAUUGCCAUUCAUCUUGAGACUGGUCCUCUCAAUUCUGUAUAGGAAUACCAAACGGCUCUGCUGAUUGUCCAGUGGUGCCCACUUCAGGUGAAGGAGCAGUCCUGGUUUUAAAGUGUUACAGUGUGAUCACCUAGCACCUGGUUUUAAAAAUGAGAAAUUAGUAACAGCACUUUUCCAAGGCUUUUAUUCUAUAAUAGUUGGUGCAAUAGCUCUUCAUUUUAUUAAUCUCAAUUGUCCACCCAUUAUCCUUUUAAUAACUUGUUUUUCCAAGUAAAUCUGUAUCACUUUAACCUUCUUUAUUGGUCUGUGCAUAUUUGGCCUUUCAGUGCCGUACAUCCCACAGCAAUAAACUGAGAUUCUGCACAUUUAUCUUUUAGGAGGGAAACGCUGCAGGCCAAUGGCAUGACAUUUGUUCAAUAAUACAGUAUCACUGCAUUACUUUUCAGUCCAGGAGAAUUUUUGUUCUAUAGAUCUAAGGAGGACUGUAACUCCUCGCUGUCAGUCCCUUCGAAGUGUCAAUGGGGGUGAAUUCAUAGUUCCAGUGGGACGUGAAUCUCAGAAAAUCUCCAGUGCCUAACUCAUGCUUUUCAUAGGAUUACAUGGAAUAUGCAGCCAUUUGGCCCAACCAAUCCAUGCCAGAUUUUAUGCUGCGUUCAAGCUCGUAUGCUUUUCCAGUCUCCCCUUAAAUGCAUCUACACUAUUCACCUCAACCACUUUGUGGUAGCGAGUUCCACAUUAUCACCACUCAGAGGGCAAAGAGAUUUCUUCUGAAUUCCCUAUUAGAUUUCUUGGUGACUAUCUUGUGUCGAUGACCACUAGUUUUGCUCUUACCCACAGGUAGAAAUAUUUUCUUUGUCUACUCAAUCUCAAAACCUUUCAUAAUUAAAAAAAAUUAUAUUAGGUCACCUCCCAGCCUUUUCAAAAUAGACCCAGCAUGUCCACCCUUUCUUGAUAAGUGUACCCCUUCUAUUAUCCUUCUGAAUCGUUAUGCAUUCUCUCUCUAUGUCUCUUUUUAUUAAUAAUAUGGUGACUACAAUUGUAUUCCAGGUGAGGUCUAAUCAAGGUUCAAUACAAGUUUAGCAUUUAUCUAUGUUGAAAUCCAAUUAUCUGCCCAUUUUGCAAAUUUGUUAAACUUUGUAAUUUGUUGCAGUCAAUCUCAGUAUUGACCAACCUCUACAAUCUCCCUUAUGUAAUACAGAAUUUAUUUUUAAAGUGCAGUAAAUGUUCAGUCGAUGCAAAAAGAAAAUUGUAACCAGCAACAAAAUAAAGUGGAGUUCUGUAUUUGCUGUGAACACUUUAGUCCAAGCUUCCCCAGCACAAGAGAGCCGAGACCCAUACAGGCCAUAACUUGCCAGGUAAAAUCCCUGGCCUGCACUAAUAUCAAAUGCUGGAGAAAUAAAUGUUGGCAAGACCAUUAGAGACUCCCGUUCUUUGAAUCAUACUGUAGGAUCUUUACAUCCAUCUGAGAGAGAACAGCUGGGGCCUUGGUUGAGUGGCAGCUCCAGCAGCGCAGCACACUCUCAGUAUCACACUGGAGUGUCAGCUUAGGUUAUAUGCUCAAGUCUCUGGAAUGAGAUUUGAGCCCACCAUCUUCUGGUUUGGGGGAAAGUUACAGAAGGAAACUCAGCAUUGUUUUGAAGGACUAUAAUGUGAGAUAGCCCCUGUUUCUGGAAUAGGAAAUGAAGUUUUCUCUAUUCCCUUUCCAUCGUUUCUAAGUUUCUAUAAGAUAGAUAUCGUACAUUUUUAAAGACAUAGACAGUGAUGAAUGCCAAGUUUAUGACGACAAAUUUAUUUGCUUUGGUUUGACUCCAGUGACAUUAGUUCUGUAUAUGGGAGACAGAGUGAUGCCAGGUAGGUGAGACUGAAUGAAAAGAUCCUCAAAUUUGAGUUUGUUUGCAGAGUUCUCGGGUCAUGCUGACAUCCAGAAUUGGAUAAGCAGAAAUUUCCUCUAAUUAAAUAUUGUGCAGAUGGUAGCUAUUGUCUGUUGUCCCCAUCACAACCUCCAUUCCCAAACCCACCAAUUCCAUCUUCCUCCCUGGCUACUGUCUGGGGCUAUAAAGACUCUUCACAAUCUCAUCAUCCUAUUUUAUCCUGAGUUGAGCUCAGAUCCCUUGUACUCUCCAUCAACAAGUCAGUCUGUUUCCACCUCUGUAAUACUGCCGAUCUUCACCACCCCCUACCCCCUUGGCUGGCCUCCCACCUUCCUUGAUAAAUUUCAGCUCAUCCAAAACUCUGCUGCUCUACCCUAACUCUCAUUAAGCCCCAUUCACGCAUCACCCCUGUACUCCCUGACCUACAUUGGCUUCCAUUCUGGCAAUGCCUCAGAUUUAAAAUUCUUAUCCUUGUAUUACCCCCAACACUGCAAACCCAGAAACAUUUAUUCUCCCAGCCUGCCCCAAACAGCGCAACUGUUCUAAAUGUGUCAGUGUCAGACUGACCACUGCACAGUUACCCAAUGAGGAUUUGAGCAGUCUGUGUGUUGAAAAUAACUCCUCUAACUGAGGUGACUUUGCCAGUGCACUCUACCACAGUACAGCAUGGCUGUUAAACUGUCUUCAACUGCCUGGGCUUUCUGCUCUGGAAUUCCCUCUAUCAAUCUCUCCAUUUCUCUACCUAUAUUCCUUCCUUAAAGCUUGGUCAAAGAGAAUUUUUGGUUAUGCUCCUGUGACAUGCCUUUGGACAUUUGACCAGGUUAAAAUGCCAAAUGUAAAUGUGAGGCACGUUGAUGUGCCAUUUAGCUGGUUAAAUAUAUUAAGUCUGUAUUGUAACUCAAUUUGCAAAUUGUUUCACUAUUGACCUGUGGAUCAUCCUUUGAAUGUAUGCUAUCUGAUUGUUAUGGUUUAAUCAGGUCUGUUCUGGUGUCAAUGAUUAAUGUUGAGAAUCACUGCUCCAAUUAAAGAAUUGAAACCACA